CUUUGUGUUCAUUCGCCUGGCUGGAGGAGGAGAAGCAGAAGGAGCAGGAGAAGGAGGCGCACUCCCCCGCGCGGACUGCUGCUAAACUUGCACGAGGGUUUGGUUUCCACCCAUAAUCCCUUUCUCUCGCCCUCCUGUCGGUGUUGACAAAGAGUCGAGCGGUACGGAGGGAUGCUCAUCAGGGAGGUUCAGUCUGAGCUAAAUCCGUGUGUGUAAAAUUGGCCUGCUUUUCCUCAGACGCCGGACAGCGCGCGCGGCGUGGCUGACCCGUUGCGGUCGGCUCCGCGUGAGAACAAAAGUCACCCGGAGACGCGGCUCAAGUGCGGUUAUGAUCAUCAACAGCGCUGAAGGAUUAACGCACGGAACCGCAGCUGCAGCCCGCUGGGCUCCCUGACGGUUUGGGUGUGUAAAUAACGGUAAACAGCCGCCACGCUGGACCUCAACGGAGAUCCGUCGUUCUCGCGGCGCCUCGCGGGGCCCAAGCCGUGCAUGAAGCGCGAGAGCAUGGGCCGCUGCGACGGGAGGUGCACGCUGGUGGUCAUCUGCUCCCUGCAGCUGCUGGCUGUGCUGCAGAGGCAGGUGUUUGAUUUCCUGGGCUAUCAAUGGGCUCCCAUCUUGGCAAACUUUCUUCACAUCCUGGCUGUUAUUCUGGGAGUGUUCGGGACAGUGCAGGUCCGCUCACGAUAUCUUAUACUGUAUGCAGUGUGGCUAGUGGUCUGGGUUGGCUGGAACGCUUUCAUUAUCUGCUUCUACCUGGAGGUGGGCCACCUGUCUCAGGAUCGAGAUUUCCUGAUGACAUUUAAUACCUCUUUACAUCGCUCCUGGUGGAUGGAGAAUGGGCCUGGUUGCUUAGUUACAACAGUGCCUGACUCCCCAUUGGCUCCACAAGACCAUCAUGUGAUCACGGUCAGUGGUUGCCUACUGGACUACCAGUACAUAGAGGUGGUCAGCUCUGCCCUGCAAGUGUUCCUCGCACUUUUUGGCUUUGUAUAUGCCUGCUAUGUUAGCAAAGUCUUCCUGGAUGAUGAGGACAGCUUUGAUUUCAUCGGUGGGUUUGACUCGUAUGGGUAUCAGCCACCACAAAAGAGUUCUCACCUACAGCUGCAGCCUCUUUACACGGCUGGGUAGGAAGAUGCGAACGCUCCCGAAGCAGAACUCUUCAGAGAUGCUGUCCGGUGCAUUGUGGGUUACAGUAUAUAGUUCUAUAAAAUUGUCUGUGUUUCUGAAACUGUCUCCCUCUGCUGGCAGAAAAAUAAACUGCAGCACAGA
Molecule: messenger RNA, 1269 nt
Organism: Pangasianodon hypophthalmus (striped catfish)
Lineage: Eukaryota; Metazoa; Chordata; Actinopteri; Siluriformes; Pangasiidae
Gene: nkain1
Product: sodium/potassium transporting ATPase interacting 1
Exons: 8
Coding region: 490-1128 (212 amino acids)
Biological process (GO): regulation of sodium ion transport
Source: RefSeq, a predicted model, not a curated record